Molecule: messenger RNA, 787 nt
Organism: Caenorhabditis sp. 36 PRJEB53466
Lineage: Eukaryota; Metazoa; Nematoda; Chromadorea; Rhabditida; Rhabditidae
Source: the annotation of a GenBank genome assembly
AUGGUAAAAGAGAAGUACUAACAGCAUUUUUUAAAUCUUUUCCGCUUUCAGGUGCUCUCACGUCGUGGCUAUUCCGUUAUUCGUCCGAAUCUCUACUCUAUCUUUGAGAAGUUUCCGAAUCGAAUUGUGAAGAGUGAUCUGAAAACCCGUGAUUGUCUGAUUGAGCCGGAAGGCGACGGAAUGCGGCUGGAAUUGAACGGGGGAAUCGGCUGUAAUCCUCAUCCGUCGGUCACCAAAUGCAUCGCUUUCUCCUAUGAUGUUCAAGAAUUGCACUAUUACAUCGACCUCGUCGCUUCUGGAAUCGAUCCCUGGGUGCUUGAUUUUGUGCGUCCGAAAAUCCGAGUGACUCAGAAGGUCAGUCAUUACUACACGAUUGACUGCAGAAGAGCUUACGCGAGACUCAGUGCUCGUCUGGAACCAGCUAGAAAGUUUAUGGACCACCUCUCCUGGUAUGAAACGAAACGCAACAAAAUGGACUGCAAAAGCUACUUUGAUCGAUUUGAUCAGGCAGGUACGCUUUCCACAAAAGUAGACUUCAAGAAGGAAUGAUUGAGAUCUCAAUUGGUCGGAUUUGACGGUCGAAUUAGACGAGUAUCCAUCGGGAAUGAGGCACUUGAUUGUGCAGAACUUGGGCGGUGGCGGAGAACGUUGCGAAGUGCCGACCUUCAGAGGCCCGAAGUUCGCAAACCUUGAAAUCCAGGCCAUCCUUCCCGAAGAGCCGAUUCUCAAGCCGUACUUCACGGAACCCCUCACAAAUCUUGUUGCCGUUAAUUCCAGACCAAAAUAA